UCCGCGACAGACGUCAGGCGCAAUGUUGAGUCUUACCACUUCGAGCUUUACCCUCGAGCGUGUAGGACCAGUGUAAAUCCGCGCGGGAUCAAACGAUAUCGGAGAUUCCGAGCAAAGGAGUCCCGGAUACUUUUGUUUCCCGCCUCCGCAACGCCCCCGUCGAGAUCAUCGGUAACGUUCUCCGUUUCCCCGAACUCCCUCUUCGGUGGACGAUGUCGAAAUCGGGCGGGAUGUGGUAUCGCCUGUUGAACGUUUGCGGCCGCGAUAGAAGGGAAGAAGAGACGGCGGCAAACUGCAGUCAUAUCGCACCGGAAGGUACCGCGAAACCUGAGGACAACGAGCUGCGACAGGAAUUGUGUCACAACACGGCGGAAUGCAACGCGAGAGACGGGAAGACAACGGCCAAAGAGGAGAGGAAGCAGGAGGAGAAGGAGGAGGAGGAGAACGCGGACGAGGAAGAGGACGACGACGAGGACGAGGACGAGGAUGAGGAAUAUGAUCGUUAUAACAAGAAUUUGAUCAAAGUGGACCAGCAACAACUGAUGUUAUCCCGAUUGCAGCUGAGCAGCACGCAAGCUGACGGACAACCUAGUACAAGUUCAAUUCACAUGUCGGAAUCUCCUUGCAAAGAUCAGAGACAAGCGGACAGCACGAGCUCGGUUCGCGUUUCGGAAUCUCCGUUUAAAGAGCAGAGCAGGGUGUACAAGAAAUCUUCGCCAAACAACAAGAUGACACUUUAUCUCGUUAACAGAGACCUUGUCGUCUGUGAUCCAGGCCAAAUUGACAAACUUCAGGGUGUUAUUCUGGUCCAUCCCGAAUACAAGGAGAAAAAAGUGUACGGUCAGGUGACGCUGACCUUCCGCUACGGGCGAGAAGACGAGGAGGUGAUGGGUCUGAAAUUUUGCAACGAAGCGGUUCUGUGCCUGUCCCAACUUUAUCCGCCUCACCGAGAAGCUGAUCACGAUAUUAUUCCGUUGCAGAGAACGCUUGUCGAGAAAUUAGGACCCAAUGCGCAUGCAUUCACAUUGAAGAUUACCCCGCUGGCCCCCCCGUCCGUGCAACUCGUACCCGCGAAGGAAUACGUUGGCGCACCUAUAGGAAUCAUCUACGACGUUCGAGUUUACGUCGCGGAACUGCCGGACGAGAAGCUGUGCUACAAGUCCUGCGUCAGAAUGGGCAUCCGGGUGAUUCAGCGUAAUACAAAACCGUCUUCGUUACCCGCAACGACCAACACGUACAGCCUGCUACCGUCGCAAAUGUCGUUCAUCGGCUCGAGAAUUAAGUCAUGCAAAACGAGGAUAGUGUUCGAAAACGAGAUUAUCCAGAACGACGAUAACGUGGGACCGCACGCGGCCGUGGAAAAGCAAUUUUUGCUGAGCGACGGACGCAUUGGAUUAGAAGCGAGGCUCAAUCGCGCGAUUUACGCUCACGGGGACGCGAUCACCGUCAGCGUCAGUAUUGUCAACAACAGCAGCAAGUCUGUGAGAAAAAUAAAAGUGUUCGUCGUGCAACACGUAGACGUGUGUAUGUUCAGCAACGGUACGUUUAAGAACGUCGUGGCACUAGUGGCGUCGCGGGAAGGCUGUCCUGUGAGUCCGGGCUGUUCUAUGCAGAAAAAUUACACUCUGACGCCCGCCAAGGGAUCGACGAAGAAUUGGAUCGCUCUGGAGGACAGCUACAUGACAACCGGAGCGACGUUGGCGUCGACGGUUGUUUGUUCCGAGAACAAUCCCGAGGAGAGAAACGUUUUCGCAAUUUACGUAUCUUAUUACGUGAAGGUCAAACUGUUCAUCUCAGCGAUGGGCGGUGACGUUUCUCUGAAGCUGCCCUUUACGUUAAUGCACAGCAACACGGUUCACCUCAUAGGCUUGUCCUCUCUCCCAUCCAAAGACGACGAAGUAACGUGGAUGCGGCACGAUCGAGACGACGGGGCCAAAAAUAUACAACGUAGCUGCGAACUCUGCAUACUACUACCGUUUGUUUGGCAAAUCCAAACGUUAUGUACUGGACUUUCAAAUCCGAUUAGUUGCCUGUGGCGGUGCCGGAGUAUGUGUUUCUACUUGUUCAAAUAUUUGCGUCGCGGCGAUCGAUCUGUGUCAUUUCUGUCCGGUCGCAUUAGCUGACUACGAUCGUAAUUUCGAGAGCAAGUGACACGUAAUACAUGGUAAUGGCCACUUCAAAACUGUCCCCUAAGUGCAAAGCGCCGUUAAGCCAAACGUCUCUAUACAGUUCAUGGAUUCGCGUCCGUCAAAAAAAAAAAAAACGGAAGAACUAAACUAAACUACCUUUGAUCGAUAAUAUUUUUUUAACAAACAACGAUUGACGAGAUUGUGAAAAAAAACUCUUGCGAACGCUACGCCUAGGACCAAGCGUUCUUCGUAUUUCGCUGUAAAUAAUGUAAAUAAUUCAACUCUUGAUAUUUAUAAACUUUAUAUGUGUAAGUAAAUGAAACUUGUACAUAGGAAAUUUCCCAACACACGAAUCUCGCAAAUCAUGCAGAAACUUUAUAAAGUAUAUUAUACAGUAUAUAUAUAUAUAUAUAUAUAUGCAACUAAGUUUUUUAUAUGCGCAUAAUAUAUAGUUUUUGGUAUUUAGAUAAUUUAAUAUCUCCAAUUUCCCCCACACUUCAACAAAAAUAUGAUGCGAGUUAAUAAGAAACUUUUGAACGAAUAUAUUUGGUUUUUUGAAGAAUUAUGUUGUUUCAUGUCACACACAAUCACACGCGAUUCACACAAAAUCACAUCAUAGAAUUAAGCUGUGUAUAUUAUAUACAAAAAAAAAAAAAAA
Pseudomyrmex gracilis is the source of this 2787-nucleotide messenger RNA. Its product is annotated as arrestin homolog. Gene Ontology annotation, molecular function: G protein-coupled receptor binding. Gene Ontology annotation, cellular component: cytoplasm. Gene Ontology annotation, biological process: signal transduction; G protein-coupled receptor internalization. NCBI's taxonomy places the organism in Eukaryota, Metazoa, Arthropoda, Insecta, Hymenoptera, Formicidae. The record is from RefSeq and is a predicted model, not a curated record.